Aspergillus pseudotamarii is the source of this 2103-nucleotide messenger RNA. RefSeq lists its product as uncharacterized. Bases 190 to 1464 code for a protein of 424 amino acids. Gene Ontology annotation, cellular component: cytosol. NCBI's taxonomy places the organism in Eukaryota, Fungi, Ascomycota, Eurotiomycetes, Eurotiales, Aspergillaceae. The record is from RefSeq and is a predicted model, not a curated record. Gene Ontology annotation, molecular function: inositol hexakisphosphate kinase activity; diphosphoinositol pentakisphosphate kinase activity; 5-diphosphoinositol pentakisphosphate 1-kinase activity. The transcript has a single exon. Gene Ontology annotation, biological process: inositol metabolic process; inositol phosphate biosynthetic process.
UCGCUUGGAAAAUUUACUCAUUUCGAUCUUCGAUUGAGAAUCGAACCCAUUGCUUUUUCUUCAUCAAUGGCAUUUACUCAAUGGUCCCACCCAAGCAAAACGACAACCACUUCUGAGAUCCUGAGUUGGCUCAAGAAGUAUCCGAUGCAACGACACAACUAAGCGACUGAUGUUUCAACACCCGUAACAAUGUCAGCACUCCACAAACUGGCGGCAGUCAAGAAUGGCCCAGAGGCCAGCUGGGACGACAAUCACAUGAAACUCCUCGCGCGUAUGAACGACGAGGAAAUCGAAAUCCUCCAACUUCCCUCGCCCAAAUAUUCGGCUAAAAACAUAUCGACCGAGUUGUGCCGGAUCCCCGUGCAGAAAGAUCACAUCAUGAGUUCUCCUUGGAGACUCGGCAUCUGUGCCAUGGAAGACAAGGCACUCAGCAAGGCCAACCAGGAGAUAUUCCGUCGCUUACACGUAGACGGUCUUAUCGAGGUGGUCCUGUUCGGUGAUAAGACGCUUUUGAGUAAGAGGCCGGAAGAAUGGCCGAUCUGUGAUUUUUUAAUUGCAUUUUAUUCUGAUGGGUUUCCCCUCGAGAAGGCCAUUUCGUACACGAAGCUCCGCUCGCCGCUCUGCUAUAAUGACUUGCUUAUGCAGGGUCUUCUCUUUGAUCGUCGGCUCUGUAAUAGAGUCUUGGAUUAUCUUGGUGUGCGGACUCCCAAGAGGCUUGAGGUAAACCGUGACGGUGGCCCCAGAGCCUAUGAUUGGGGUCUCGUUCAACACGUGUAUGAUCGGAUGGGGCUCGGGAUACCAGGCCCUAGAGAGAGAGAGGCAACCUAUGAACGGUUUCAUCCACCGAGAGUGUCCCUUUCGGAAGAUGGAAAUACGCUUCUGGUGGAUGGUCGGACGCUCCACAAGCCUUUUGUGGAGAAGCCUGUCAGUGCGGAAGACCAUAACAUCUACAUUUACUUCCCAACGACUCCCCAGGGCGCCGGCGGGGGAAGAAGACUGUUUCGGAAAGUUGGCAACAAGUGUUCCGAGUACGACCCUGACUUGAUCAUACCUCGAUGUAUUACCGAACAGGGCACGACCAGUAGUUACGUGUACGAGCCGCUCUUGAACGCCGACAAUGGAGAGGAUGUCAAAGCCUACGCAGUGGGGCCCCAGUACUGUUUUGCGGUGACACGAAAAUCGCCCGCAGUCACAGGUGUGGUCCUUCGGGAUGCAAGUGGCAAGGAAGUAAGACUACCCACCGAGGUCAGCAAGGAGGAGGCAGACGCGGCUGCCAAGAUCUCAACAGGAUUUGGUCAGUCAGUCUGUGGAUUUGACAUCGUUCGAAACAAAGGCAAAAGCUACGUGAUCGAUGUAAAUGGCUGGACCUCGGUGAAAAAUCAGCCUAGGUUCUACGCUCAAUGCGCCGAUAUCCUGCAGCAGAUGCUUAUGUCUCAUGUUGCUAAACAGAUUGCUAAGAACUGAUAAGACUACCUCGCGAUAGAUAAGUUGUGUAUCUAACCGUGUACAUAGUCUAGAUCCAUGGUAUAGAUAGACAAUACAACGCAUCAAGAUCGGCGCGGUCCAUAAUGAUUAGUUAGAGUUGUAAUAAUAGUUGCGUAACCUCACAGAGUCACCAUAUCAGUCCACAUAUUGUUUGAAGUAGCCUGUUAGAACUACCGCAUUACUACCGCCGAAAAAUCGCUCAUGGUUAAAGGCCGAAGCCGUGACCCUGCUAGCCAUUCUUUCUAGGUUGAGCCCAUAGUCAUCUCGGACCGAGAAGGGGAUCAGACUUUUUCUACCGGGGUAGGGUUACAUGCGGGCUGCAAGCUAUGCUGGCUGUGCAGUUGUAAUGGUGGAGCAAAUACUGACACAGACCAGGUUGAGUCUAGAAUGGCAUCUUGCUUGGUACCCUAACUAACCCAGGCCCCUGUGAAGGCCUUCUUUCAGGGACCUUUGGGGAACAAUGGGUCGACCGACAUUCUCCAUCGGUUCAACUAGUGGGUCCUGGUGGAUUAACGAAAAUUAAAAAACAAUAUUCUUAUGUAAAGAAGAGCAGUAGGGAAAAAAUACAUCUGCCGUCUUGGAUUGGAUAUUGUAUAUAUACAAGUUUAUAUCGCAUAA